AUGUCAUUUCAUUCUGACAAGUGAUAAUAAAAGCCAGCGCCGUUGAGUAAAAAUAUUCCUUUUUCAGAUCUGAUAUAUUUUAUUAUUUUCGGAGUGCAAUUUGUUUUAAACAAUUUGAAAUUGUGGUCGGAAAAUGCUAUCUCGUUUACUUCGGCACCGCACAUUUACUCGCAGCGUUGGUAGCUUAGUGGCGCAAGAGCAGCAUGCAAAACUUUAUCUAACACGUUCCAAUUGGCGAUAUGCAGCGCUACAGCGACGCUUCGACGCCAGCAGCGGCGCGUUGGUACUCCAAACGAUGACUAUUAACUCGCGUAAAUAUUGCACAAAUCGAAAAAAAGAUGAAGAGGAGGAUUUGGAAGUAGAAACAUCGGAGUACAUUGUAAAUAAGGGCCCUCAGUUACCGGCGACCGUGGCAGUGCCGGAAGUGUGGCCGCAUUUGCCGCUGCUGGCAACACGUCGUAAUCCAGUCUUUCCGCGAUUUAUGAAAAUUCUAGAAGUUUCGAAUCCAAUGGUAAUUGAUUUGAUAAGACGUAAGGUAAAGUUAAAUCAACCGUAUGUGGGUGUAUUCAUGAAAAAGGACAAUGAAAAUGAAGCGGAAAUUGUUGAAAAACUGGAUGAUGUGUACAGUGUUGGUACAUUUGCGCAAAUACAGGAACUUCAAGAUUUGGGCGAUAAAUUGCGUAUGGUCGUUGUGGCUCAUAGACGCGUUAAAAUAACUGGACAGCUUUUAGAGGACCUCGUGCCUACACCGAAAGAGAAGAAGACGACAAUACAUUUUCCACUCUUUAAUGUAAAAUUGAACAUCCCAGCUGAAGAACAACAAAACGAAUUGGAACGACGUAAAUUGGCGCGCAAAGUGCGCUCGAGUCGUAUAUCCAAACGCGAUGUUAGUCAAGGUGCUAAGGUGCCCCCUGAGAAAAUAGAAGAAGUAGCACAACCAGCUGGCAUUGCUGUACCACCUUCAGCGGGAACAUCGCAAGUGCCACCAACAACUGGAACCCUCCCACAACCUGUGCUCAUGGUUGAAGUGGAAAAUGUUAAGCAUGAACAGUACAAACAGACCGAGGAGGUUAAGGCACUCACUCAGGAAGUGAUAAAAACCAUCAGGGAUAUUAUAACAAUGAAUCCUUUGUACAGAGAGAGUUUGCAGCAAAUGUUGCAUCAAAAUCAACGUGUUGUCGAUAAUCCAGUUUACCUGUGUGACUUAGGUGCAUCGCUGUCCGCUGCAGAGCCUGAGGAACUGCAAAAGAUAAUGGAGGAAAUGGAUAUACCUAAGCGCUUAUUGCUUGCCUUGGCUUUGCUAAAAAAAGAGCUGGAACUUUCCAAAUUGCAACAGAAAAUUGGUCGUGAAGUUGAGGAAAAGGUAAAGCAACAGCAUCGCAAAUAUAUACUCCAAGAACAGCUGAAAGUAAUCAAAAAAGAAUUGGGCAUAGAAAAAGAUGACAAGGAUGCCAUUGGCGAGAAAUACCGCGAAAAGUUAAAAGACAAAACAGUUCCCGAAAAUGUCAUGACUGUCAUUGAUGAGGAAUUGAAUAAGCUGAACUUCUUGGAAAGCCACAGCUCAGAAUUCAAUGUUACGCGUAACUAUUUGGAUUGGUUAACUUCGCUUCCAUGGGGCGUUACGAGUACGGAAAAUUUAAGUCUGGAACAAGCGCAGGACAUCCUAGAUCAUGAUCAUUACGGUAUGGAAGAUAUCAAAAAACGUAUUUUGGAAUUCAUCGCAGUAAGCCACUUGAAAGGCAGCACUCAGGGAAAAAUUCUUUGUUUCCAUGGUCCACCGGGUGUGGGAAAAACAAGUAUUGCUCGCUCCAUUGCACGCGCCUUAAAUCGUGAAUAUUUCCGAUUCAGUGUUGGCGGGAUGACUGACGUGGCAGAAAUCAAAGGUCAUCGGCGUACUUAUGUAGGCGCAAUGCCCGGUAAACUGAUACAGUGCUUAAAGAAAACUAAGACUGAAAAUCCGUUGGUUCUGAUCGAUGAAGUCGAUAAAAUUGGCAAGGGCUACCAAGGUGAUCCCAGUUCCGCAUUACUUGAGCUCCUUGAUCCCGAACAAAACGCAAAUUUCCUCGAUCAUUACCUAGAUGUACCCGUGGAUUUAUCUCACGUGCUCUUCAUUUGCACAGCAAACGUUAUCGAUACCAUACCAGAACCCUUGCGUGAUCGUAUGGAGUUGAUUGAGAUGUCCGGUUAUGUCGCAGAAGAAAAAAUGGCUAUUGCACGCCAGUAUCUGAUACCACAGGCGAUGCGUGACUGUGGCAUAACAGGCGAUCAUAUAACUAUUAAUGAUGAGGCGUUAACAACGCUCAUUAAAAGCUAUUGCCGGGAAUCGGGUGUAAGAAAUCUCCAAAAGCAUAUUGAGAAGAUUGUUCGCAAAGUAGCCUAUCGCUUUGUGAAAAAGGAAGGCAACCAUUUCCCAAUUACGGCUGACAAUCUGACUACGUUCCUUGGGAAACAUAUAUUCUCAUCGGAUCGCAUGUACAAAGAUACACCUCCCGGCGUGGUAAUGGGUCUGGCGUGGACCGCAAUGGGCGGCUCAUCGCUCUACAUUGAAACAGCUCCACGUAAAACAGGCAAACUCACAAAGGACGAUGAUGUUAGUGGUUCAAUACAUCUCACUGGAAAUCUUGGAACUGUUAUGAAGGAAUCUGCACAAAUCGCAUUGACAGUGGCGCGAAAUUACCUGCGUGAUGUUAAGUCUGAAAAUACUUUCUUGGAGAAAGGGCACAUUCAUCUACACGUUCCAGAAGGCUCUACACCUAAAGAUGGACCUAGUGCUGGUGUAACCAUUGUAACGGCGUUGAUAUCUUUAGCAACGGAUCGUCCAGUACGUCAAAAUUUAGCCAUGACUGGUGAGGUGUCCCUUAAAGGACGAGUGUUGCCCGUUGGCGGCAUUAAAGAGAAAACUAUUGCUGCAAAACGCUCAGGCAUUACUUGCAUAAUAUUACCUGAGGAAAAUAAAAAAGAUUUCGCUGAGCUACCUUCCUACAUUACCGAUGGUAUUGAAGUGCAUUUUGCUACCAGCUACGAGGACGUAUAUAAAAUCGCUUUUCCCAAUUAGUCUUCGGGAAGAAAGCGUUCUCAGAAACAAAACCAAAAUUGCGAAUUAAACGAUAAGUUAAUGCUAAGCAUUAUACGAAUACACCAUUACUCGUAUCUCUAUUUUUAAAUUGUAAUUGUUUUAAAAAUAUACAUUCAUAAUAAUGUUA
This is a messenger RNA of Rhagoletis pomonella (apple maggot), 3203 nucleotides long. Its product is annotated as lon protease homolog, mitochondrial-like. Bases 134 to 3055 code for a protein of 973 amino acids. Gene Ontology annotation, molecular function: ATP-dependent peptidase activity; serine-type endopeptidase activity; single-stranded DNA binding. Gene Ontology annotation, cellular component: mitochondrial matrix. Lineage: Eukaryota; Metazoa; Arthropoda; Insecta; Diptera; Tephritidae. The record is from RefSeq and is a predicted model, not a curated record. The transcript has 11 exons. Gene Ontology annotation, biological process: mitochondrion organization; chaperone-mediated protein complex assembly; protein catabolic process.